ACCGGAACAAGCUUACUGUGAUCAGACUUUAAGUAGCCUACCUUAACAAAACAAAUAAGUAUCAGUCCCGUUUAAAAUGAACCGAAUUUUCGGUCGGAGCAAACAAACGCCUACUCCUAACCUUUCUGACUGCGUAGGCAAUACAUGAAUGUACUGUGGAUGCUGUGUGCUGUUCCCGUUAUAGGUGGAUACGAGGAUCGAGUCAAUCGAUAAGAAAAUAACGAGAAUCGACGCAGAGCUAAUGAAGUAUAAGGACCAGAUGAAAAAGAUGAGGGAUGGACCCUCAAAAAAUACAGUAAAACAGAAGGCGAUGAGAGUACUGAAACAAAAGAGAAUGUAUGAAGGUCAAAGAGAUCAGCUUUCCCAGCAGUCAUUUAAUAUGGAACAAGCCAACUAUACAAUCCAGUCUUUAAGGGACACCAAAACAACAGUGGAGGCUAUGAAGAUUGGUGCAAAAGAAAUGAAGAAAGCAUAUAAACAAGUGAAGAUGGACCAGAUUGAAGACCUGCAGGAUCAACUGGAGGACAUGAUGGAAGAGGCCAACGAGGUGCAGGAAGCUCUCAGUCGCUACGGCACACCAGAGAUCGAUGAGGAUGAGUUAGAAGCAGAGCUGGAUGCUCUGGGAGAUGAGUUACUGCUGGAUGAUGACAGCUCUUACUUAGAUGAAGCCUCGUCUGCACCCUCCAUUCCUGAAGGAAUGCCCAGCGACACUAAAACCAACAAGGAUGGCGUUCUGGUCGAUGAGUUUGGUCUACCACAGAUCCCUGCCACAUAAGAAUCUGUUCUCUGAUCAGUGUUUUGUUCACUGGUGGAGGACGUUUUUCUUGUGCUGAUGGUAUUUAACAUGUUGUGUUGUAUUCAUUGCAGGUAGCACGUGGUAUUGUACAUGAAGCGUGAUUUGGUCAUCUAAACAUGUUCGCCUGAUUUCCAUAACCCCCUAGAUUCCGCCGGGAUUACAGUUUUUAGAUAUCCAAUUAAAAACUCCUGGCAUAUCUGUUAGUAAUCAGAAUUUUGGAUCACCUACUGUACUUUCCCUUUUAUCUGAACGUACCUUUUUAUCAAUGCACGUCCAAGCAAAAACAAUUUUGGAUGAUAACCUUGGAGAUAUAAACGGUUUGGGAAAGUCUAGUUAUUGAACUUAUUUAAAUUUAUUUAUUUAUUUAUUUUAACAAAAAAUGACAAAUAUUAAAAAAUCUCACUCUUGAGUGUUGUUACAUAUUGCAUAUAAUCUCAUAUUAUUAUAAUUAUAUUUUAUAUUUGCCAGUUAAUAUUUAUGUCUAUGCUCUUGUUAAGACGAAGUGUGAUUUGUUUCACUCCAAACUGCUGGUUGAAAUGCUGACAGAAUUAUUGUUGACACUGAUCAAGUAUUUCAAAUCUAUCGUUCUGGUUAGCAUUAGCAUGAAUGAAGAACUUGCGUGGAGCGGCCAUGAACUAGUCUGAAAAAUGGUUUUCUUGAUAACAAACAUUAUUAAUGGACAUACAUCACAAUUUUGAAAUGCAUCACUGGUGUCUGUAAGAGAUGCAAUAAAUGGUGAUAUUUGAAAAAA
Molecule: messenger RNA, 1547 nt
Organism: Carassius gibelio (silver crucian carp)
Lineage: Eukaryota; Metazoa; Chordata; Actinopteri; Cypriniformes; Cyprinidae
Product: charged multivesicular body protein 5
Exons: 8
Coding region: 242-775 (177 amino acids)
Biological process (GO): late endosome to vacuole transport via multivesicular body sorting pathway; vesicle budding from membrane
Cellular component (GO): multivesicular body
Source: RefSeq, a predicted model, not a curated record